Messenger RNA from Staurois parvus, 373 nucleotides. The record is from the annotation of a GenBank genome assembly. NCBI's taxonomy places the organism in Eukaryota, Metazoa, Chordata, Amphibia, Anura, Ranidae.
UCAGUGAUUUAUAGCGGGGCUGCAGCGGGCAUUCUGAUACUGGGGGGAACUGGCAAAUUGCCACUGACAUCCCAAUGACACUAAUACAGUGAUCAAUGCUAAUAAAAAGCACUGACACUAUACUAAUGACACUGGGCAGGAAGGCGUUAACAUCUGGGGCGAUCAAAGGGUUAACUGUGUGCUGUGCUGUGUUUUCCAUUAUGUGCUGUGUGUGUGUUCUUCACUGUAAGCACACUAAUUGGGAUGGCUGUACUGUGCACAGCCAUCCUGAGCAGUGUGCUCGAGCUGACAGGGAGGAAGAUUGUUUGUAAACAAAACAAUCUUCCUCCCUGUCGGAGAUGCUCGGUAAUCACCGGGUGCCAUCGGGUAAUUA